This is a messenger RNA of Eremothecium gossypii ATCC 10895, 945 nucleotides long. RefSeq names its product type 1 serine/threonine-protein phosphatase catalytic subunit GLC7 (gene GLC7). Bases 1 to 945 code for a protein of 314 amino acids. The transcript is spliced from 2 exons. Gene Ontology annotation, molecular function: protein serine/threonine phosphatase activity. Gene Ontology annotation, cellular component: nucleus; cytoplasm. The record is from RefSeq and is marked provisional. NCBI's taxonomy places the organism in Eukaryota, Fungi, Ascomycota, Saccharomycetes, Saccharomycetales, Saccharomycetaceae.
AUGAGCAUGGAAACGCCCCCUGUAGAUAUCGACAACAUCAUCGACCGCUUGCUGGAGGUGCGGGGCUCGAAGCCGGGGCAGCAGGUGGACCUCGAAGAGCACGAGAUCCGCUACCUGUGCUCCAAGGCGCGCAGCAUCUUUAUCAAGCAGCCCAUUCUUCUUGAGCUGGAGGCUCCGAUCAAGAUAUGCGGCGACAUCCAUGGGCAGUAUUACGACCUCCUGCGGCUUUUCGAGUACGGCGGGUUUCCGCCGGAGUCCAACUACCUGUUUCUGGGGGACUACGUGGACCGCGGGAAGCAGUCGCUGGAGACCAUCUGCCUGCUUCUGGCGUACAAAAUAAAGUAUCCGGAAAACUUCUUUAUUCUGCGCGGAAACCACGAGUGCGCGUCGAUCAACCGGAUAUACGGGUUUUACGACGAGUGCAAGCGGCGGUACAACAUCAAGCUGUGGAAGACGUUCACGGACUGCUUCAACUGCCUGCCAAUUGCGGCGAUCAUCGACGAGAAGAUAUUCUGUAUGCACGGCGGGCUGUCGCCGGACCUGAACACGAUGGAGCAGAUUCGGCGGGUGAUGCGGCCGACGGACAUCCCGGACGUGGGCCUGUUGUGCGACCUAUUGUGGUCGGACCCCGACAAGGACAUCGUGGGGUGGUCUGAGAAUGAUAGAGGCGUUUCGUUUACAUUUGGGCCGGACGUGGUGUCGCGGUUCCUGCAGAAGCAGGAUAUGGAGCUCAUUUGCCGGGCUCACCAGGUGGUCGAGGACGGCUACGAGUUUUUCUCUAAGCGACAGUUGGUGACGCUAUUCAGCGCGCCCAACUACUGCGGGGAGUUCGACAACGCCGGUGCGAUGAUGAGUGUGGACGAGAGUUUGUUGUGUUCCUUCCAGAUUUUGAAGCCGGCGGUCAAGCCCAGUGCAGGGCGCGGCCAGCCUAAGAAGAAGAAAUGA